ACGGCUGACGACGUGGCCAUGCUGCGUGUUUUUUAGCGGACCGGGGCGAUUCAAACGAAGCACACCGGCAUUUUGGAUUUGCCUGGUCGAACACGAAAAGUUUGAUAUUACGAUUACCGAUCAUGUCUGGGAAAAUCAAAAGCCGCAAUGCCGCAAACGCAGACACGAUAACGGGCGGCGUGUCCUGCGACGAGCGGAUCCUGCGGGAUUGUCAUCAGCUGUACACGGAUCCCGAGAGCGGUCUGAUUGCAGUAGCAGAAUCUGUUGGUGUGAAACUUUUGCCGCCCAGAAAAAAGAUCACGGUGAUGCUGAUGGGUAACCACUCUGCUGGAAAAAGCUCCUUUAUCAAUUGGUAUGUAGAAGAGCAUAUACAGCGCACUGGAGUGGCCAUUGAGACCCAAGGAUUCAGUUUUGUAACAAGUGGCCGUAAGCGAGAAUCACUCACGGGCAAUGCUACACUCCACUUGUACCCACAUUUCAAGCCACUGCAAAAAUUUAGAGGAGUUUCCGAGUACCUGAGCACAGAGAUCUGUACGUCACGGCAGAAGCGUUUCAGCUUGGUGACGUUUGUGGAUUCCCCUGGACUUGUGGACGGAGAUAUGAAGUACCCAUUCGAUGUAGAUGAGGUCAUCCUUUGGCUUGGUGAUCUCUGUGACCUGAUCCUUGUGUUCUUUGACCCAAUGGGACAGGCCCUCUGCAAAAGGACACUCAAUAUUGUCGAGAGCUUGAAUGAAAAACAUGGGGAUCGGCUGCGUUUCUACCUGAGCAAGGCCGAUGAAGCGGGAGGUGAAUCUGACAGACAGAGAGUAAUGAUGCAGAUUGUUCAGGAACUUUGCAAGCGUCCAGGACUCAACAAAUGUGGUUUUGACAUGCCCACAAUCUACAUUCCAAAUCCUAAUAAGCCAAGUCGAUGUGUCAACCAGAUUGAGGAAGUGUGCCGUGCGAUUGAAAAAACCAUCAACCAGACAGUGCAGAACACCCUCAACUCUUUAGAAAAAGACUGUGAACUGAUCAGCGAGGCCAUCACUGACACACUAGCCAAUGAUAGGUGGAUAACCUCAGAGAAUCGCCGGGCCCGUUGUAAGAGUUGCUUCCUCACGUUGCUCGGCUUUAGUGUGCCGUUGGCUCUUAUGGCCUUGUUGGUUCUGGGCACUCUGUCUAAAGAACUGUUGGAGGUGACUUUGGGUCCUCAGGGAACUGAGGCUCUGUCACUGUACCUGGCCCCUGUUGUGCGUCUCUUUGACACUCUGACUGGAGAACAGCAGCUGUACCUCUGCGGUGGGCUCAUCAUGCUCUCCUUCCUCUUCCUCCUCGUCUCACGUUUCUGCUUUAAGACGCAUCAAACGAUGUCGGGCAAACAGAGAAGGCAACUGCAGGAGAAGCUUGAAUACAUCCAAGAGGUGGUAAAGAAUAAAAAGAAAAAGCUCUAUGAAGAAUACCUGCGGCAGAGUGUCAGUGAUCAGGACAUGGACAUGUAAAGGAUGGAUUAUUCAAAG
Periophthalmus magnuspinnatus is the source of this 1496-nucleotide messenger RNA. RefSeq lists its product as uncharacterized. Lineage: Eukaryota; Metazoa; Chordata; Actinopteri; Gobiiformes; Gobiidae. Gene Ontology annotation, molecular function: GTPase activity. The coding region runs from base 123 to 1478 and encodes 451 amino acids. The record is from RefSeq and is a predicted model, not a curated record. The transcript has 12 exons.